Paramecium sonneborni is the source of this 1131-nucleotide messenger RNA. The record is from the annotation of a GenBank genome assembly. Lineage: Eukaryota; Ciliophora; Oligohymenophorea; Peniculida; Parameciidae.
UUUAUAUUUUCCGAAUGGAUCCAAAAUAAAGUGAAGAUGUUUUCUCUGCAUUUGUAGAUGAAUACUAGAAAAACUUCUUUGAAAUGUUAUUCAGAUUUGAAAGUAAGUUCAAUUUCUAUAAUAUUUAUUAGGCAAAGCUGAACCCAUUAAGGAAGCAUGGACAAGAGAAGAUGGACGAGGCCAUGGACUGACUUGUGUUAUUUAAGUAUAUAAUUAAAACUAUUCCUCUAGGAUGGUAAUUUUUUUGAGAAAGCUGGUGUGAAUGUUUCUAGAAUCACAAUUCCAUUGAGUUAAGGAAUUUUUCAGUAAAUGAAAGGAAGAAGGGUUCCUGGAAGCAAUUGUAUUAUUUAAGUAAUAAAUGAUGUAGUGGACUAAAUCGAUAUGAACAAUCUUGGUCAAUAUGAUACUUAUGCUAAUGGAGUAAGUCUUGUAAUUCAUCCAAUUAAUCCUUUCUGUCCAACUGUACAUGCAAAUUUCCGAACAAUAAGAAUAAAAGAAAGAGAGACAGGUAAAAUAGUAUUUUUAAUAACAAAUAGGAAAGGUAAUUGAUUCUUGGUUUGGAGGUGGUAGUGAUUUGACUCCAAUCUAUUUAUUUGAUGAAGAUGCUAAAUUUUAUCAUUAGAAUAUUAGAGAUGCUAUUGUGGAAGUGACUGGAGAUGAUAAAUUAUAUAGACAAUUCAAAAAGGAAUGUGAUGAAUACUUUGUUAAUCAUCAUAGAAAAGAAGCUAGAGGAAUUGGUGGUGUUUUUUAUGAUGAUUUUAAUUUGGAAUCAUUUGAAAAAGGAUUAGAAUUUUAGAAAGCAGUAGCUUAUGCUAAUUUAAAGAGCUAUGAAGCUAUAAUAAAUAAAAGAAAAGAUACUCCUUAUAAUGAUGAGAAUGUUCGUUGGAGAACAUUUAGAAGAGGUAUUAAAUAGAAGAAUCAUUAGGUCGUUAUGCUGAAUUUAAUUUAAUUCAUGAUAGAGGAACUAAAUUUGGUUUGAUGACACCAGAUGCUAGAAUAGAGAGUAUAUUAAUGUCAUUGCCUUUGACUGCAAGAUGGGAAUACAAUUAUCAUCCAAAAGAAGGAACAGAAGAAGCUAGAAUUGUUGGUGUCCUGCUUAAACCAGUUGAUUGGGUGUGAGAUAUAUAAGAG